Dictyostelium discoideum AX4 is the source of this 468-nucleotide messenger RNA. RefSeq lists its product as hypothetical. The record is from RefSeq and is a predicted model, not a curated record. NCBI's taxonomy places the organism in Eukaryota, Evosea, Eumycetozoa, Dictyosteliales, Dictyosteliaceae. The coding region runs from base 1 to 468 and encodes 155 amino acids. Gene Ontology annotation, molecular function: actin binding. The transcript has a single exon.
AUGUUAAGUAAAGAGGAGGAAGAAAUAAAUAAAGUACGAUUUGAAAAUUAUAUUAAAAAAUUAAUUGAUAAUGGAUUUUUUAAAUGUGGAAUAAUCGAUAUUGAUAGUGGUGAUAUGAUAUGUAUUAGUGAAGAAUUUAAUGUUUGUUAUGUAGAAUAUCAAGAGAUUUUAAAUUUAUUUAAUGGCUCUUCAUCAAUUAGUUUAUUAAUAAAUGGUGAUAGAUAUUAUGUUAAUACUUCAGAUGAUAUUAGAAUUCAAGGUAAAACAACUUUAAAAUCAAGUGGUAAUACUUCGACUAUAAAUGGUUUACAAUCUUUAAUUAUAAGAAGAACUAAAGGAAAAUGUGUAAUAGGUGUUUAUAAAGAAAAUCAAACUAAAGAAUUGGCCGAAAAAUACAUUGAAGAAAUUAUAGAUGAUAUAACAAAAUUAAAUGAAAAUGAAAAUAUUUCAAAUUUAAUUGAAGAAUAA